CUUUCCUGUUUGAAACAACUUUUCGGUAGACUUUCGAUCCAACCAAACCCGUUUUUGUUUGAACAUGUGUUUUAGUUGGUUUAUUAAAUGCUUUUAUGAGUGUUUUCGAUAAUUUAAUGCUAUACAUAGGCUGGCCAUGUGCAUUCAUCUCUCCAUGCUUUUGUCCUCAACUCCUGAUACUAUAUGUUAUCAACCUCGGUGUUAAAAGCCACCUACUCUCUAUAGUCUCCACCUCCAUCUCAAUUCGAAGAAGCAUAGCCAUGGUGAAGUACCUAGGGAACCCGCAUUCCCUUUUCAUAAUAACCUUCAUAGCUUUUGUUGUCCCUUGCUUUUGUGAUCCCACUGACAUCAUUUCGUCUUGCUUAAUCCGGCACAAUGUUUAUAACUUCACGUUAUUGCCUCACAACGGAAGCCAGUCUCCAGAUUACUAUAGGCUCCUCAACUUUUCCCUUCAGAAUCUGCGGUAUGCUGUCCCCACUGCUCCAAAACCAGUUGCUAUUGCUAUACCACAGAGUCUAAAGCAACUAGUGAACAGUAUGCGGUGUUGUAGGGAAGGAUGGUAUGAGUUUAGAGUAAGGUGCGGUGGACACAGCUAUGAAGGGAUUUCUUCGGUUGUUCCGGAUGGAAAUCCAUUUGUUAUCAUUGAUAUGAUGAGUCUAAACCAGGUUUCGGUUGAUGUAAGGUGCGGUGGACACAGCUAUGAAGGGAUUUCUUCGGUUGUUCCGGAUGGAAAUCCAUUUGUUAUCAUUGAUAUGAUGAGUCUAAACCAGGUUUCGGUUGAUGUGGAGUCUGAAACAGCAUGGGUUGAAGGGGGAGCAACACUUGGUGAGACGUACUAUGCAGUUGCAGAGGCGAGCAAUGUGCAUGGAUUCUCAGCCGGGUCAUGCCCAACUGUUGGUGUUGGCGGCCACAUUGCGGGGGGUGGAUUCGGGCUGUUGUCGAGAAAAUAUGGUCUUGCAGCUGACAAUGUGGUGGAUGCGCUUCUCAUUGAUGCAGACGGACGCGUACUAGACCGGAAAGCCAUGGGAGAAGAUGUGUUCUGGGCGAUUCGAGGAGGAGGGGGCGGUGAUUGGGGGAUUGUCUAUGCAUGGAAGAUCAAGUUGUUGAAAGUACCUGAAACUGUAACAUCCUGUAUAAUGUCGAGAACUAGGACCAAGCUCCAUGUAGCUGAGCUAGUCCACAAGUGGCAAUUCAUCGCACCCAGGUUAGAACCUUCAUUUUAUCUCUCAGUUUUUGUUGGUGCUGGUUUACAGGGAGUUGAUGAAGAAACUGGGGUAUCAGCUUCAUUCAAAGGGUUCUAUCUGGGUUCAAGGAACGAAGCCAUGUCAAUCCUGAACCGGGUUUUCCCAGAGCUGGGAGUUGAGAAAGAAGAUUGCAGAGAAAUGAGUUGGAUUGAAUCCAUCCUCUACUUCAGUGGCUUGCCUAAUGGAAGCUCCAUCUCUGAGCUGAGAAACCGAUACCUGGAAGACAAACUAUACUUCAAGGCUAAAUCAGACUACGUGAGGACCCCAAUUUCCAUGGAAGGCCUGGUGACGGCCUUGGACAUUCUUGAGAUGGAGCCGAAAGGGUCCGUUGUCUUGGACCCAUAUGGAGGAGAAAUGGAGAAGAUAAGCAGUGAUGCCCUACCUUUUCCUCACAGAAAAGGCAACCUGUUCUCAAUUCAGUAUAUGGUGGCCUGGGAAGAAGACAGCACUGCUAUGAGCAACAAGUACAUAGAUUGGAUAAGAGGAUUCUACAAGUGGAUGAUGCCGUAUGUUUCACAGGGUCCAAGGGCUGCUUAUGUUAACUACAUGGACCUUGAUUUAGGACAGAUGAAUAGCAGCAUUUCAUCUAAUGAUCCUGUGGAGGCUGCCAGGGAUUGGGGUGAGAAGUAUUUCUUGAACAACUAUGAUAGGUUGGUGAAAGUGAAGACAUGCAUUGAUCCGGACAAUGUGUUCAAUAAUCAACAGGGCAUUCCUCCAAUGCCCACAGCCAGGUUAAAUAAUAGAAGUGAGGGGCUCGGAGUAAGCGAAAGAUGCAUGGUUGUAAGUUACUGAUUUACAUAUUAUUAAAAACUUGUGUGUAUGUGCUAUAUAUAAACAUCUUGUAAUCACAGAAAGUAGUGCUAUAGGGAUAUUCUUCUGGUUUCCCAAUGGACCUUUGUUUUUAUAUGAAUUGAG
Molecule: messenger RNA, 2159 nt
Organism: Vitis vinifera (wine grape)
Lineage: Eukaryota; Viridiplantae; Streptophyta; Magnoliopsida; Vitales; Vitaceae
Product: berberine bridge enzyme-like D-2
Exons: 1
Coding region: 96-2036 (646 amino acids)
Molecular function (GO): oxidoreductase activity; FAD binding
Source: RefSeq, a predicted model, not a curated record